GUGAAUCUGUGGUUUCUUAGUUACGAACUAGAUCCAUAGAGUAUUGAAUUUCUAGCAAAAGACAAGUAACACAAAAAUUGUUUAAACAAAAACAAAUAUUAAGAUUAUUUACAAAUUAUUUCAAGGAAUUUAUUGAGAUCUUGUGGACAUGAUCUUCUGAUUACAAUCAGAGAUAAUCCUCAGAAUGCAUUCCCUCAAUAUAAUUAUUCUCAAACAGGAACAGUAAGGAAAUAAAUCAAAGUUAUGAUUUUGAAAUGCAUCUCCUUGAAUACACUUUAUGUUAUCUAUCUUUAUAAACUGUUAAUCAAAGAUGGGAAAUACAGUUUGUGAUAUAGAAAUCUGGAAGCACAGUAAAUGGAGAAUUAUUGAUAAACUGAGAUAGUAAAAAUUUUGUCUGUAAUUGAAUUCACAUUCCUAAUUCUAAUGUUUGUGCCAUAUUGAGGCAAUACUUAAUACUUGGCGACAAAUCAAACACUGACUCUAGGUAUCCCAAAUCUAAACUAAUAAAUUUAAGUCAAUACUAAUAGCUAGGUACUAAAUAAACUUUAUAUCAAUUACAAUGGGUGAUAGAAGAAUAAAUAGAUAUAUUAACAAAAUAUAUGAGAUUGCAACUAGAAACCGGAGAAAAAAAAGAACUGGAUGGAUUCUGAAGCAUACUACAUUAAAAAAAUGUGUUCUUGCUGUAAUACUUGUGAGCAUUAUAUUAAUGGUUUUGUAUUGGAAACACAUAAAUACACCCUAUUUGGCUCAUUUUAUUCAAAAGAACACUCGCCCUGAACCUAAUAUAAGAUGUGGCUUAAUGAAUGGGCCAAGGAUACUGAAAGAUCAUGGCCACAAAACCGAGGCACAGCUCAGAAGUUACCCAAAAGUACUUGUUUUUGUGGAAACUGCAUUCUCAAAAUUGGGUCGGGAUAUUGCAGAAUUAUUAGUUCAUACUCGGAUUAAGUAUAAGGUAGAGGUAGCAGGCAAAAGUUUACCAGUAUUAACAAAUUUAGAUAAAGGCCGAUAUGGUGUUAUAGUCUUUGAGAAUUUCAGUAAAUAUUUAGAAAUGGAUAACUGGAACAGAGAGUUGUUGGAUAAAUACUGUCGGGAAUACCUUGUUGGUAUGAUAGGUUUCAUCCCAUCAAAUGAAGAGACCUAUGUUGGAUCCCAGCUGAAAGGAUUUCCACUUUUCAUCCAUACUAACCUCAGAUUGAGAGACGCAGCUCUCAAUCCAACAUCUCAGAUCUUGAGGCUUACCCGUGCUGGGGAGACAGCCUGGGGGGAAUUACCAGGAAAUGACUGGACAGUAUUUCAGGCAAAUCACUCUACCUAUGAACCUUUAGAGUGGGCUCACAAAAAUGAUUAUUUCAAACCAACUGAAGGAGAAAUUCGAACACCCCUCACUACCGUCCUGCAAGAUCAUGGCCUUUUUGACAAUAUCCAGAGAGUUAUUUUUGGCUCAGGUUUGAAAUUCUGGCUCCAUAGAUUACUUUUCUUAGACUCCCUAAGUUAUUUAAGUCACGGGCAGCUGAGCUUAUCGCUAGACCGAAUGUUCUUAGUUGACAUUGAUGAUAUCUUCGUUGGGGAAGUUGGAACUCGACUCAAAUCUGAUGAUGUUAGGGCUUUGAUAGAUACCCAGUCGAGAAUUCAAGCUAUGGUUCCGGGAUUCAAAUUUAACCUCGGUUUUUCUGGAAAGUACUUCCAUCAUGGAAAUUCGGAAGAGGAUGAAGGGGACGAUGUGAUACUGGAAAAUAUCGAUAAGUUCAUGUGGUUUUCUCACAUGUGGAACCACUUACAACCUCAUUUGUAUGACAAUCUUACUUUUCUCAUGGAGGAUAUGAUGCUCAACAAAAAUUUCGCGAAACAGAAAGGUAUUCCUGUAGACUCAGGGUAUUCUGUUGCUCCCCACCAUUCUGGUGUGUACCCGGUUCAUGAAAUUCUUUAUACCGCAUGGAAAAAAGUUUGGAACAUAAGAGUGACAUCUACUGAAGAGUAUCCCCACUUGAGACCAGCCAGACUUAGGAGAGGCUUCAUACAUAGGAACAUCAUGGUAUUGCCAAGACAAACAUGCGGUCUCUUUACUCACACAAUGAUGAUAGACAAGUAUCCUGGCGGCCGAAUGAAGCUAGACGAGUCGAUACAAGGGGGAGAAUUGUUUCAAACUAUCGUUUAUAAUCCAAUCAACAUUUUUAUGACCCAUAUGUCUAAUUACGGAAAUGACAGACUCGGACUAUACACGUUUGAAUCUGUGAUAAAAUUUAUUAGAUGCUGGACCAACAUACAUCUCACAUCUGCUCCUCCAUUACAAAUCGCAGAAGCCUACUUCAAAUUAUAUCCCGGAGAAGUUGAUCCAGUUUGGGGGAAUCCCUGUUUGGACACGAGACAUCAAAAAAUAUGGUCGAAAAAUAAAUCGUGCGAUUCCUUGCCGAAAUUUCUAGUGAUAGGACCACAGAAAACUGGAACAACAGCUCUCUAUACAUUCCUCUCUCUGCAUCCAGCUAUCGCUAGUAAUAUUCCCAGUACUGAUACUUUCGAAGAAAUACAAUUCUUCAACGCCCACAAUUAUUUACGAGGCUUAGAUUGGUACAUGAACUUCUUUCCGGUUGACGUCAACUCGACCACCAAGUAUUAUUUUGAAAAAAGUGCCACAUAUUUCGACGGAGAACUGGUUCCUAGAAGAGUGCAUGCACUCUUACCUUAUGCAAAACUUAUAACCAUCUUGAUAUCGCCAGCAAAACGAGCGUACUCUUGGUACCAACAUAUUAAAGCUCAUGGGGAUCCUUCUGCCAACAACUAUACUUUUAAUCAGGUUAUCACAGCUUCCGAUACCGCACCAAAGUCUCUGAGGGAUUUGAGAAAUAGAUGUUUGAACCCUGGAAAAUACGCGCAACACUUAGAAAGAUGGCUCACUUAUUUCGCACCUCAGAAUCUGCAUAUUAUAGAUGGGGAAGUGCUGAAAUCCAAUCCUGUUGAGGUUAUGAAUGAGAUGCAGAAGUUUUUGAAGAUCACACCCUUUAUGAACUACACAGAACAUCUAAGGUUUGACUCGAAGAAGGGGUUCUACUGCCAAGUGAAAAAUAAUCGUCCAAAAUGUCUGGGUAGGAGCAAAGGAAGACAUUACCCACCCAUGGAUGAAAAAUCGCAGAAAUUCCUGCAAAGAUAUUACGUAAGUCAUAAUACUGCAUUGGUAAAGAUGAUGAAGCGAAUUGGGAUAAGGACAGUUCCUAAUUGGCUUAAAGAUGAUCUUUCCGAUAACGUAGCAUAGUCAUGAUAAAGACCUGAAUUGAAAUUUCGUACAAAAUUUUUCAAUAUUUAUAAUUUAUCUGAUUGUAUAUAUUUUUAUAUUACGUAUUUAUUCUUGUUGAUUUAAGUGAAAUGAUGAGAACAGGGGGAUUUGACCACAUCACAGAAAAAUAUAAUAAUAAUAAUAUUCAGAGGUCACAGAUUGACAUUUUAUUCAUCACAGACUUUAAUUAUUGUCUUGAAAAUUACAAAAAUUUUUUUGGUAUUUUUAGUUACCAAUUUUGUAUUCAAAUACAUGAUAAUUGUUCCUUUUGUUGAAGCCUACAUUAGGCUAUAUUUGCACUUAUUAAGAAUCACAAGAAGGUAAGAUUUUAUUUUGAGUUCCCAGUGAAAUUAUAUUUCUUCUUUUUCACAUUUCACAUAUCCUUAUCGAUGUUCAUUUUGAAUUGUACAAACAUAAAAUA
Molecule: messenger RNA, 3689 nt
Organism: Coccinella septempunctata (seven-spotted ladybird)
Lineage: Eukaryota; Metazoa; Arthropoda; Insecta; Coleoptera; Coccinellidae
Gene: sfl
Product: bifunctional heparan sulfate N-deacetylase/N-sulfotransferase
Exons: 12
Coding region: 560-3247 (895 amino acids)
Cellular component (GO): Golgi apparatus
Molecular function (GO): deacetylase activity; heparan sulfate N-sulfotransferase activity
Source: RefSeq, a predicted model, not a curated record